CAUAUGGGGCUGUGGCUCAGUUUACUGUUUUUAGGCAAUGUAAAGUUGUCUCUUGAUUUUUUUGUUUUGCCAGGUCUCAGCUCCAUGAGGUGAUAGCUCAAAGAUAAUUUGUCAUCUUCCCCUUAGAAGGAGGCUGGGGUGAAGGGAGGUAGCUUUGCUGCUAGGACAUGCUGGAUGCAUUCACCAGAGUCCAGCUCCCUCUUGUGGGAGAUACGCAGCCAGAACUCCCCAGGAGGAGAGUGGGGAGAUGGAUACAGCAUCCACAGGGAAUCUGGUUCUGUGCCCUGGUUUUCUCUGCACCCUUCUGUUGAUUCUGGUGCUUGCUGUAGGUUUUACACUCUCAAACAGAAUAGCUUUCACUCUCCAUUAAGUGUCAAAUUCAUGCUUGUGCAUUAAGCAUGGUUCUAGGCCAGGCAGGCCUAGUCUCUUCAGCUGGGCUUGUCUCAAACUGUCCAGUGUCAUGGUAAGAAAUAACCCUCCUUUAGAAAACAAUGAAAUGCAAGCAGCAAGUUAACUAAGGCCCAGGUCACUGAUGGAUUCAUCAGCUAUAGCUAACUGUUCACUACAAAGGGCCUUUAGCUGUUGAGAAACACUGCUUUGUGUUACAUUUUGUGACAAAAGUACAUCAUGCUUUACUUGUUUGCCUUAAUGUGAGUACCUGCUUCAGCUGCUGGCUGAAAUGAACCAGUCAUGCUGUCAUGGGGCACAACAGCUAGAACAGCACUGGCUUAUUUACAAGCAGUGGUUCUGUUUCAGUAAGAAGUGUAGGGCUUUUGACAGUCCAGUCUGGUAUCUUAAAAUGAAGCAUUUUCUGUGGGAGUGGUUUUAGGUCAGAAUGCCAUUUUCAUUCAGUUUUGUACAGCAACUGUCAAGUAAGAUAGUCAGAAAGGUUGUGGGACUUGUUCAGAGCACAAAGGUAUGGCUUCUUACAACUACAGUAGAAUAAUUAUAUUCUUUUUUUUUUUCAGAAUUUGUGUCAUCACCUUGGCAGAAGCCCACCCUCUUCUUCAAAGUGGGAAAACAAUUAAAAACAUUAAUUACCAAAUCAGUGCAAACUGUAGCAGACUCCAGAAUAAGGUCUCCGGGAAGUCAAAAAGGGGAGCUCAGUUUUUAACAGAACUUGCCCCUCUGUGCAGGAUUUCUUCAUCAGAUGGAGAGGAAUACACCAUUUACAGUUGCAUACGAGGGCGGUUGAUUGAAGUAAAUGAGAACAUCCUUAGUAAUCCUGCUCUUCUGCAAGAAAAGCCAUCAACUGAGGGGUACAUCGCAGUGGUUCUACCCAAAUUUGAAGAAAGCAAGAGUAUAACUCAGGGACUUCUGACACAGAAGGAGUAUGAGGAAGUUCUGUUGAAACGCCGUAGUUCUGCUUCAUGAAGUCAAUUCUACACUUCCCGUCUGUGUUUGAUACUAAAUAAGUGACUUUUAUUGUACACUGUGAGUUUUAUAGUACUGGAAAGGCCCAGUGCCAGAUUUUAAAAGUGGAACUAAAUCCUUGAUUCAUAAAAGAAUAAACCAGUUCAAGUA
This is a messenger RNA of Cyanistes caeruleus (blue tit), 1524 nucleotides long. The record is from RefSeq and is a predicted model, not a curated record. Lineage: Eukaryota; Metazoa; Chordata; Aves; Passeriformes; Paridae.